GGCGGGGACGCGAGUCCCGUGAGGAACCGGGCGGCGGGCGGCCAGGGCUUUGCGCGUCUUUCCUGCGGUCUUGGUGCGUGGUGACCUUGGCAAGUGACUUAAUCUUCUCCAGCCUCAGUUUCCUCCGAAGUAAAACGCGACUUAACUACAGUAGCGACCUCUUGGGGUUGUUAAGCUAGUUUAGUGAGAUUUAGCUACUGGGGGCUUUAUUAACACAGAGCAUGGCACGAAGUGAAUGCAUAAAAGUUAGUCCGCGUUGACAUUAAAGGUGGCCGUUAGGCUCAGCACUUGGUCCUGGAUCCCAGGGACUGGGCCCACGGCCAGAACAGCUGGUAACCUUGUGCGCUUCUUCCUGGUACCAGAGAGGUGGAGAAGAGAGAGUGCUUGAGAAGGAGGAGGAGGAAGAAGAUGAUGAAGAUGAAGAUGAUGAAGAUGAUGUGUCUGAAGGCUCGGAGGUCCCUGAGGGUGACCGUCCUGCAGGUGCCCAGCAACACCAGCUUAAUGGCGAGCGGGGCUCUCAGAGUGCCAAGGAGAGGGUCAAGGAGUGGAUGCCCUGUGUACCCCACCAGGGCCAGGAUGAAGGGCGGGGGCCAGCGCCCGGUAGUGGCACCCGCCAGGUGUUCUCCAUGGCAGCCAUGAAUAAGGAAGGGGGUUCAGCCUCUGCUGCCACUGGGCCAGACUCCCCAUCCCCUGUGCCUUUGCCCCCAGGAAAACCAGCCCUACCUGGGGCCGAUGGGACCCCCUUUGGCUGUCCUUCUGGGCGCAAAGAGAAGCCAGCUGACCCUGUGGAAUGGACGGUGAUGGACGUGGUAGAAUAUUUCACGGAGGCUGGCUUCCCUGAGCAGGCAACAGCUUUCCAAGAGCAGGAAAUUGAUGGCAAGUCUCUCCUGCUCAUGCAGCGGACAGAUGUGCUGACGGGCUUGUCCAUCCGCCUUGGCCCAGCCCUGAAAAUCUAUGAGCACCAUAUCAAGGUGCUCCAGCAAGGCCACUUUGAGGAUGAUGACCCUGAUGGCUUUCUAGGCUGAGCACCUGGCCUCACCCCUGCCCUGAUCCAUUCCUGCCCCAUCUCACCCAAGAUCCCCAGAGUUCAGGAACUGGACCGGGGAUACUCAGCCCUCAUAACAUAUUUCAGUGAGGGGGCAGCCCUCCCUACUCAUCUCUUCCCUGUGUCUCCCCAACACAUACACACAUCUGGCCCCCAGCACAUCCCAAACUCCAUGAUGGAAGAGUGUGGGAUAGGACAGGGCCUGCUCAUUUUACCCCAGGAGGCCAACUUCUCCCCCCCGCAGCCUAGGACAUUUUUGGAAAAAAUGGGGGCUUCCAGUCUACCCUAGAUCUUCAGUCCAGCCAGAUGUUUCCUGUAUAAAUGUUUUGUUCUGCCUGUUCACUUUGGUGGGUGGCCUUUCUUCCCUCCCCCACCAACCAAGCCCCUUCUCAGUCUGCCCUGGACCCCAGUCCCUGGGAGCAACUGAAGCGGGGUCCCUGGAUCUUCCCUAUUCUUCCUCUUUCUUUCUGUUGGUUGUCGCUCCAGCUGGCUGUAUUGCUUUUUAAUAUUGCACCGAAGGUUUUUUAAAUAAAGUUUUAAAGAAAAGA
Messenger RNA from Hipposideros armiger (great roundleaf bat), 1593 nucleotides. RefSeq names its product sterile alpha motif domain containing 1 (gene SAMD1). Gene Ontology annotation, molecular function: histone binding; chromatin binding. Lineage: Eukaryota; Metazoa; Chordata; Mammalia; Chiroptera; Hipposideridae. The record is from RefSeq and is a predicted model, not a curated record. Bases 549 to 1025 code for a protein of 158 amino acids. Gene Ontology annotation, biological process: negative regulation of DNA-templated transcription. The transcript is spliced from 4 exons. Gene Ontology annotation, cellular component: nucleus.